Phoenix dactylifera (date palm) is the source of this 2852-nucleotide messenger RNA. Its product is annotated as putative serine/threonine-protein kinase WNK3. The record is from RefSeq and is a predicted model, not a curated record. NCBI's taxonomy places the organism in Eukaryota, Viridiplantae, Streptophyta, Magnoliopsida, Arecales, Arecaceae. Gene Ontology annotation, molecular function: protein serine/threonine kinase activity; ATP binding. Gene Ontology annotation, biological process: protein phosphorylation.
CCUUCGAAUUCCUUGGCCCGUUAACGACGAGCGUUUUGAUCUGUCGCACCCUUUUUCUCUCUCCAUCGUCAUCGAAUUUCUAAUCCCAGAUCGUUAUCGGAGUGGUUGGUCUGGAUUCGUCUUGAAGGAUCUAGUGAUAAUUUCGAAGAAUUGGAAGAAAUUGGUCGUUCCGCAGGAAGAAUCGGGGUUGGAAUUGCGAAUUCGAAGGAAUGGCGGCAGAUUCGUGCUCGUCCGAGCAGGAGCAAGACGAGCCGGACGCCGAGUUCUCGGAGGUCGAUCCAACCGGUCGCUAUGGCCGGUAUGGAGAGAUAUUAGGAAAGGGCGCUUUCAAGACAGUCUAUAAAGCAUUUGAUGAAUUGGAAGGAAUAGAAGUUGCUUGGAACCAGGUGAAGGUGGCUGAUGUACUGCGGAACUCGGAAGACCUGGAACGCCUCUAUUCUGAAGUUCACUUGCUCAAGACUCUGAAACACAAGAAUAUAAUUAAGUUUUACAACUCAUGGGUUGAUAGCAUGCAUGAUAAUAUCAACUUCAUCACUGAGGUCUUCACCUCUGGGACAUUGCGCCAGUACCGCAAGAAACAUAAGCAUGUAGAUGUAAGAGCAUUGAAGAAUUGGUCCAGACAAAUAUUGAGUGGCCUUCUCUACCUCCACAGUCAUGACCCACCAAUUAUUCACAGGGACCUGAAAUGUGACAAUAUAUUUGUGAAUGGAAACCAGGGUGAGGUCAAGAUUGGUGACCUUGGAUUGGCAGCUAUUCUUCUCCAUGCUCAUUCAGCUCACAGUGUUAUUGGUACACCGGAGUUCAUGGCUCCAGAGCUAUAUGAGGAAGAAUACAAUGAGCUGGUUGACAUUUAUGCAUUUGGCAUGUGCUUACUGGAGCUGGUGACAUUUGAGUACCCAUAUUCCGAAUGUACCAAUGCAGCACAAAUAUACAAAAAAGUGACAUCAGGAGUCAAGCCUGCAUCAUUGGCAAAGGUGAAGGAUCCUACAAUUAAACGAUUUAUAGAAAAAUGCAUUGCCAGUGCUUCUGAGAGAUUGCCUGCAAGAGAAUUAUUAAGGGAUCCUUUUCUGCUACCAGAUAUUGAGAAUGAAAGAUCAAGCUAUCUGCAGCCUGUUCCCGAUCAUGCAGAUAAUGCCAACUGUUCCAAUGCAAGUGCCAGCCAUGCAUGUCUACAAGAAGAACCGCCCAUUACUGGCCGAGAUUUCACAGUCGAAGGUCGGCGCAAAGACAUUAAGACGAUAUUUCUAAAGCUACGAAUUGCAGAUUCAACAGGUCAAGUUCGCAACAUCCACUUCCCAUUUGAUAUUGAAGUAGACACAUCAAUCAGUGUCGCCACUGAAAUGGUUGCUGAGCUAGACCUUACAGAUCAAGAUGUUACAGCAAUUGCUGCAAUGAUAGAUGCAGAAAUAUUGGCCCAUGUUCCAGAAUGGAUGCCAGGAGAAGCUCUUGACGGUCAUGUCAAUACAUAUGCUUCAGAUAACCUUGACACUGAAGCUGAAGAUGUACUUUCUCGUUUGCCCAAUGAAUCAGAUCAUCCCUCUGGUGCUCUAGUGCUAGAACGGCUACCUUCUGGUCGGAAGUACUGGUCUAGUUCUCCUAGGCGAACUGGCGAGGAGUCUCCACUGUGUCCUACACUGUCCAACGCCUCUGUUGAGUUGAAUCUGCAUGCAAGUGAUGAUGCACCUAUUGAGGUUUAUGAGCAGCAAAAUGAUGGCUUAAAUAAUGAUGGACAGAGGGAAUAUCAGUCCCAUGGCAGCACUUCAUCUAACCAGCGGACAGAUUCCCCCCAACCUAAUGGCAGUGGUAAAGAUAAUUUGGAAAUUGAUUCCUCAUUAGCAUCUCCUGGUUUACAAAAUGCAUCCCCAGCUGAUAUGAUUAAUCAAGGUCAUGAUGUGGCUUCUGUAAGUCAGUGGUUCUGCAAUCAACAUCGAGCCACUGAUGAGCAACGUGUGGGUGAUGAUGAACACUUGUCUAAUACAUUAUUGGAAAUUGAGUCGGAGGAUGUGAAAUCUGUUGUGCAGAAAUUAAAGCAUUUGAUGGUCCAGCAGCAAAAAGAAAUCGAUGAAUUAAAAAGGAAGCAUGAGAUGGCUAUAGCAGAUGUGUUAAAGGGACUGCCUCCUCAACUUCGUAAUACGACAUUAGAUAAAUGUUGCUUGAAAAUUAAUGUUAAAUAGAUCCACUGUUACAGGGAACUGUAUGCAGGAUAUUCUGGUGGCUGUUGUUCCUUCUAACCACCAGAGUUAUUGCCAUCUCAUAUGGCCAGCUUUGCUUUGGAAUGGUGUUUUGGAAUAACCUUACAUUUCACCAAGCACUGAGCUUUUAGAAUAGAUGGCCACUAAUUCUGCAGGUGGAUGAGUUGACUUUCAGAGGCAGGACAAAUAUGCUAAUCCAACAUUCAAGUUUUUUUUUUGAUGUGGGUCUUCUUUAAUCCUGUGAGAAACUGAGAUAAAUCGGAAUCUUAGAAAGGCCCGGCUGUUGAAAAGUGUGCUGAAGUAUCCUCUUGAUUUGAUGUCAUAGAACCAUGAUAUGGUUUCUGCAAAUCCAGAUCAACUGCAGUGAUGGUGUUGCCCAAUAUAGAUGCUCUUCAAGAGCAAACUUUCAGCUUGACUGUGGCUUCAGAAGAAAAAAGAAAAAAAAAUUCUUGAAAGCAGGUCUGAGCAACUUGUGUGCAUUGUUCAAUAUAUCCCAUAAAUUAUUGGAAUUCAUAUUGUAUAUAUUUGUAGAAUCUGUGAGAUAGUAGUAUCUUGAUAUUCCUCAUGGCUUCCAUGUAAUUUCUAGUGAUGCACAAAUGUAUUCCGGUGUUUUAUGUAUGCAAGUUGAUUUUAUUUUAUUUUAUUAUUUGGGUUAUCUUA